GCAUGAGAGAAAUCGUGCCUUAACAUUGCGUAUUUUCAUACUAAUGCCUAAUGUGCUUCGAUCGUAGUAUCUAAUUCAAUAUUUAUAUUUAGAACGAGAUAUAAAGAGAAAUUUCUUUAUCAAGGGAGCUGAAAUAUCUCGUUAAACUAGCUCAUUGGGAGAACGUUACUGACAUUCCGUAAAGAAUUACCGUACCCUUACUGAUGGAUGACGAUACUAUAACCUUUGAGGAAGAGGAUGAAAUUGUUCCAAGUGAUAAACUCAAGCAUCCAUACAUCACCAUGUUCCACCUAGCAUUUAGAAUAUCGGCUAUAGUAGUUUAUAUGAUGUGUCAAUUAUUUUCAAAUAGCUUUAUCGCAAGUUUUGUCGUCGUUGUACUUCUUUUGUCCAUGGAUUUUUGGACCGUUAAAAAUAUAACUGGAAGAUUGAUGGUUGGACUUAGAUGGUGGAAUUAUAUAGACGACAAUGGAAAGAGCAACUGGGUAUUCGAAUCUAAAAAGGGUGCUCAACAGUACCAUAUUAACAUGGCAGAGGCACGUAUCUUCUGGUUGGCAUUGAUACUGUGUCCACUUUUGUGGUCGGUAUUAUUUGUUACAGCCUUAUUUCGUUUAAACUUUCAAUGGCUAUUACUCGUAUGUAUCGCAAUCAUAUUAAAUGGAGCAAAUCUUUACGGAUACGUGAAAUGUAAAAUGGGAGGUAACCAGUAUAUUUCAACAGCUACCAGUGACUUCUUUAAGAAACAAAUCAUACAAAAUGUUGCGUCCAUGAUGACGAGGAGCCCACCAACAAAUAAUCCAAAUCAACAGACUAAUGUAAUAUAAAAUAUUUUUUGUAAGUAUGAUGUAUAUGGAAAUUAAUAACGUCGUAAAUGUGUAUUGGAGGAAUGACGAUAUGCUUGUACAUAAUAAUAUUAGGUAUUAAAUUUUAAGUAUUCUGUAAUAAAAUUAUUAUUUCGCAAUGAAGAAAAA
This is a messenger RNA of Vespula vulgaris, 968 nucleotides long. RefSeq lists its product as uncharacterized. The transcript is spliced from 5 exons. The coding region runs from base 204 to 821 and encodes 205 amino acids. Lineage: Eukaryota; Metazoa; Arthropoda; Insecta; Hymenoptera; Vespidae. The record is from RefSeq and is a predicted model, not a curated record. Gene Ontology annotation, cellular component: Golgi membrane. Gene Ontology annotation, biological process: protein secretion; vesicle-mediated transport.